CUCGCGGCCUCCCCCGCGCCUCGCCUCUUCUUUCUUUGGGUUGCCGCCGCCGCCCGCCUCCCCUUAACCCUCUCUCCCGCCCCGCCUACCCCGGGAGCGAAGGGCGGAGGAGCCGCCUCCCGCCUCUCUUGCCCUCCCGGCGGAGGGGAGCGCGGUGCUGCAGCAGCAGGGGGGAAGCUCCGGGGUGCCUGGAGGAAGCAGAGAGCUUACCCAGAGCGGGUCUCUGGAGCUGUCGGGGGGGUGUCAGGGCAUCCCCGCCGCGGUGGGUGCAGGCUGGAUGUCUGGGGGUGCGGGGAUGUGCAAGUGUAGCUCAGAGACCGCUGUUUCCUGCGGGCAGCCAUCCCUACCGCUGUAGGAGUUCGGAGGUCAUAGCAGCAAGGCGGGCAGAUUGGAGACCCCCGCUAUAAGACAUCUGGGCCCGGGUCUCGGAGGUCCCACCGCCGGACUGGCACACACGCGCCGGCUUUACUUUUGGCAUCCCAGAUUCUUCAGCCGUACAGCCAGGCCAUCAAUCAGAGGGCUCUGAGACCUCGGUGUGGGAUGCUCUCCUAGCAGCCGUGGUGGAGGGACCAGGACGUCAGCCCGAGUGCACGGGACACCCAGUUGUCAGUCUCCCGUGCCUGUAGCUGAUAACAGCCAUGUCAGCCCAAAAGGACAGAUUGUUUUCUUCCUUCUCUUUCCUGCUCUUUUGGGCUUCCUCCAUCCCAACGCGUGGAAGUGCGAGGGUGCUGCAGGAGCUGAGCCCCCAGCGGUAUUUCAGUGCCUUGCAAGCCGGCAGAGCAUCCCUGGCAUAUUUCAGCCAUAAUGUUUCUCCUGGUGCCCAGCCCUUCUUGGAGCAGAUUGAGAACUCGGCCGAGGCUCUCCAGGACUAUGGCAUUUCAGUGGUGAAGGUUAAUUGUCCCAAAGAGGGUGUCUCAAGAUACUGUGGAAAAGAAAAUGCAUUAAGGAAAGCCUACCUGUUCAGAGGUAACGUGCUGAUCAGAGAGUUCCCCACGGAUGCCUUGUUUGAUGUGAACUCCAUUGUUGCUAACGUUUUGUUUGCCUUGCUCUUUAAUGAAGUUAAAUACGUUGAAACACUGGCAGAUCUUCAGAACAUUGAAAAUGCCUUGAAAGGGAAGUCGAACAUGGUCUUUGCAUAUGUACCAGCUACUGGGACAGCAGAGCACAGAGCCGUGAUGGAGGCAGCUUUUGUCUAUGGGACUGUCCACCAGUUUGUUUUGACAACUGAGGCAACGCUGUUGAAAGACACUAGUGAUGAGCCUGAUGUGUCAUCUGCCUGGCUGUUGUUCUGCCACUGCCAGCGGGCAACAGACCUGGUGCAGCCCUGCAGGAGGACAGCCAUGGAGCAAGCUCUGACAAUGCUCAACAUCCACAGGCACCUCAAGCUCAUGGGGGCUCCGCUGGUGACAGAGGUUGCUGAGGACCCAGAGAAGGUUUCCACCGUUCAUUUACAGCUUGGGCUACCACUUGUGUUCAUCCUCAGCCAGAAAGAGACCUAUGAGGCUGACAGGAGGACAGCAGAGUUUGUGGCCUGGCAGCUCUUGGGGAAAGCAGGGGUUGCCCUUUUGUCCAGGGACCUUGUAGGUUUGAAUGUUCUGCGCCGGUCAAACAUUGCGCUCAAGACACCAGAUGAGGAAGUGCCAAUCAAAUACUUGCUCUUGGAAGACACUGAUGAAGUUAUAACCCUGGUGGAAGAUAAGAACAAGGUCAAACAAAUCCAGGAGGAUGAGGAGGAAGAGGAAGAUGAGGAUGAAAAAGAGAAUAACAAUCAAGACAUCCAGGAUGAUGAGGUGGUGGAAGCAGUUUCCAGGGACAAGAAGCGAGAGCUGCCCCUGGAACAGAUCUGUGUCCUGACAGAGGAGACCUUCCACUCUGCUCUCUUGGAGACAGCCUGGACAGUGGUGCUGUUUUAUGCCAGCUGGGAGGCAGUGUCCCUGGCAGUGCUGAGGUCUUACGCAGAGGUGGCCAAUCACCUGGAAGGAACUCAGGGGGUUUUGCUUUCUCGAGUAAACUGCUGGGACUGGCCUGGCAUUUGCACAGAAGAGAAUGUCACUCAGUUUCCUACUGUUAAGAUUUACAAGAAGGGAGAGAGAUCAGUGAUGUACAGUGGCAUGUGGGGAACCAAAGAACUGACCAGUUUCAUCAUGCUGAGCCGAGUUUCCUGCCCUCUGAAGCUUGCCACGAUUGAUGAAGCAGAAGGAUAUUUAAGAGGCGAGUUUCCAUCUGAGCUGUCAUCCUAUCACCACACUUCGCUUCUAGGAGUAUUUAGCACAGCCACGAGUGAAGCCAGGGAAACUUUCGAAGAGGCAGGAAACAUCUUAAGUGGCCAUGUAACGAUGGGGAUGUAUUUUGAAGAUGAUGCCUUGGCUUUAUCCCGUAAAUAUGCAGUGUCUCCCCCAGCCCUCCUCCUUGCCAGGAGCGGAGGUCAGAGCGUGGAAAGCAUCACUUUGUCCAAACAGAGCACUCGGGACAUGGUGCAGAUGAUCAGAUAUGAAUUGCUGGACAUUUUUCCAGAAAUCACUGUGCAAAAUCUGCCCUACUACUUGCAACUCAGAAAGCCCUUCCUCAUUUUGUUCAGUGAUGGUGACAUCGGUCAAAUGGAAAGCAAGGAAAUGCUGAAGCUGGCAAAAGGAAGACCCCAGCAAGCGUUUGUGGCUUGCUGGUUGAACUUGAAAAAGACUCCAGUGGGACGCGGCAUCCUGAAGGCAUACUUUGCCACCAUGCCUUCACUGCCAGUUCUCAUCUGGGUGAACCUUCAUGCCGGGGGUCAGGUAUUCAAGUUCCCACCAGAGCAGUCCAUCACUGAAAUGAACAUCUUGUCUUGGCUGGAGAAGCUAAAAUCAGGACUGGAGAUUCCCAGCAGUACCUUGUCUGAGGAAGACUGGAAGCCACCUCUUCCUGCUUAUGACUUCCUUCAGAUGAUGGAGGUUGCCAUGCCUGAACUCCCCCUCCACACCUCCCACCACCAUGGGGACACACCGGAACAGCACCCACCCGAAAGCCCAGGAGGGGACACAGCCACCCGGGAUGAGCCAUCCCGAGAGACCAAGGCAGAGAAAAUGGGGUCCCCUGGGAGGGACCUGAGGGGGACAGCCCCGAGGCUGGCAGCAAGAGAGAAGCAGGGCAAGAGACACAGUGAGCUCUGAGAGCUGGGCAUAACCCUGCCCGGGGCAGUGAAAGAUGUGCGAUAGUACACAGAAAACCCUCUCACUUUCCCAGCCCUGUAUGAGCCUUUUCAUCAAGGAGAGAAGUGCUUUUAGCUAUAAAUUAAUGGUGAAGGGAUAAAAUAGCCUCUAAGUCUCAGUGUGAGCUCCCAGCUGCAGAGUGCUGUUCACUGUGCAGUGGCUGUGAUUUUUGAUGUCAGGAAUGUGUCCAUACACCCCACACGCUGGCCCCUCCACGGUCUGCUCUUGGGAUUGCAUUUCACAGCAACCAGUGAGAGCAGAUCUGCAAGGAAGGUUGCUGUGAGGAAACUUAGCGACCCCAUAGCUGGGGGAGAGAUGGUAUGAGCUCCCUGCACACUGGAGGCUCUUCUGCACAGCAAACUACACUGGAAAAGUUGAAGCAGUGCAGCCCUGCUCUGCAGUUUCUGUCUCUCACAUAGGUGCUUUGGUUGCCCCCACGCAGGAAGGGUGAUUCCAGGAUAAAAAGCACAUUUCUGUCCUCCCAGUUGCAGCAGCAGCUCUACUUGUAUGUUAGCAAGUCCUGCUCUCAAGAAGCGAUGUGGAGCUGAGAGGGAAAGCGUGCCCCCCCCAUUCCAGGGCUGCUUAAACUGGCACCCAUUUGUGUUUACACCUGACUUGUGAACUGCGUUUGUGGUAAUGUUCAUCCUCAGGGGUAAGAGAAGUACCUGGUUAAAGCAGUUUUAUUACACAGGCCGGAGCUCAGAUUGUCACAACAGCCAUGAAUAGCUGGGACAAAAAUCCACCAGCAAAUCCCAAGGGCAGGAAGGCUGGAAGAUGGCUUUGCUCAAUGCUGGCAUUUUCUUGGUUACAAGCCCAGGGGGUUGUUUGCAGCCUUGAUUUUUCUUUGCUCUUGGUAACAGCAGCGAGGUUGGUGCCUACUGAGCUGGGAACAUGCAGGGAGUGAGGUCUGCAGAAAGCCCAGCACUUUGGAAACAAGGAGAGGGAGAUGAAGGGCCAGGCUGGCAGUGCUAGAGACAGACCCUUCCAAGGUGGGAUGGAGCUGCUUCAUGUCCAUAUCUAGGUGGAGAGAUGCAGGACCUGGGAAACUGGCUUUCCAGCCUCUGCCCAUCUCCUGGGGACAGCAAAAGUGCUGUCAUUCCUUGCUGGAGUACCCGAGCAUGCAGGCCAGCAUGGGAUGUGGGCUGGGGAGACGUGUUUGGAGGCAGGCUUCGUCUGAUCCCACCCAUGGCAUGACAAUAUUCUUACCCCCUUCAAUAAACAUCCGCUCCCUUCCACAGCACCACUGAGAUGUGCCAGGAGGGUCAGAUCCUCCUUCUCCUCCUUAUGGUUCUGAAGUUACUGAGGAGGGGGAAAAUUCAUGGUAAGGAACUCCUGAGACCAUUGUAAUGUCUGUAUUUCCCAUCCUGCAAGCAGCCCACAUGUCUGAGAGUAUUUUGAAAUGCCCAGAAAUAGAGCAUUAGUCCUGGGCACUCCUUGAAGUCCUUAAUUGAAACAGACCAUUUUUGGACCAUUUAAUGACAGGCUUAGAGCCAAAAUGUAUGUAUGUAUUUAAAAUAAUAAACUGUAGCAUGCAGUUUGGAGCUUGCCGUGCAGCUGAGUAUUCCCAAGGGAAGGAGUAGGUUAGGGCGUGAACAGAUCCUCUCUGAGUUCCCGUCACUGCUCAGCUAUAUGAGAUUGUUCUGCUGCUGGGCUCUACGAGCUGUAUGUCAGUCAUUUCCCAUCCUGUCCCACUGCUGCUGUUACAGCAUCGCUCUCCCACUUGGUGCAGGUGAAGUGCGAUGUUUGGGCUUGUCACUGAUGUCUUCAAUAAAUUCCACCUCAAGUGCAAUCCACUUCCAUCUGUUCUGGGCACAGUGUGAUGAGUGGAGAGGCUGGUGUGAUGGGCAGGGGUGGAUGCAUCCCUAUGGGAACACUCCCCUAGCCAUCUGAUCCCUGCAGCAGAAGGAUCCCUUUCUUCAGCAGGGUUUGUGCAAGACAAGGAGCAUUCCCACAUCCCUACUCUUUUUGUCCCUACAUCCUUUUUCCAUUGCAGCCCUUCUGUGCAGCAUCGGGCAGGAGCUUGUCACUAGGGGUCAGUGCCACAUCUCAGUUAGGGCUGCAAAAAUUGUUGCCUCUCCCAGUGCUGUUUCCUAGUGCUGGAGCAUUGCCACCAAAGCAAUGGGAGGUCAGGAAUGGCUAUCUCGUGACGUCCCAUGGAGAUGCUGAUGGCUGAGGGGCUGUUUGCUCCCAGGGACAGUGGCUGGAACAAGGUUGGGGCUGGGGAGUCCCAGUUCUACAGGCUUCAGCCCCCACAUCAGCAGCAAGAUCCAUCAGCUCGAGAGUCCCGGCUGGGCUUGGGGGUGCCAGGAUCCCUGAGCUGAGCCCAGCCAGCAGGUCCCUGCAGCGGCCAGUGCAGGCACCUGGAGUGGCUUGGGGAAGGCACUUGUCCAUGUCUCCCUGCUGCUAGCAUCAAACUGGGUUGGCAGCUGUGUUUGCUGGAGCUGCUGAGUGUAAGCAUGGGUGCGGGUCACAUCCUGGUCCACAUCAGGGUGCACAGGUCUGGCUUUGAGUUUGUUGGUUUUUUCUUUUAAUACAAAAUGUCUUUUUCAUUGCAUAGCGCAAGCAGACACUUAGGGAAAUCUGUCAAGGCAUAUAUGUGCCAGGAUAUGUACAGACAGGGAGAAAAUGCUAGGGAUAUUUGGGACAGUUUGACUGUGGUCUGCAUCCCACAGCAUGCUUGUUCGCUGGAGGAAACACUCCAGCACUAGGUCAUUUUUUAAUAGCUAUGGCUCUGGGGACAGACUGGUGCAGAAAGGAAUACUCAGUGGGUGCUUAUGGCCUUGAAUGAGAAGCAAGUCAGAGGAAGGAGAGCUCUGGACCUGGGGGCAGCUGCGAGGGAUGGGCUUGAGGAGCAGGAUGCCAUCCUGCAUGCACCACUUGUCAUAGAAGUUGAAGGCAGCCAGUGAUCGCCAGGGGACUGUGUGUGUAUCUGCCACUUCUCUGUGUCUCAGCACAUGCUGAUGCUGAAGUGAGGCAAGAUCACAAUGAAUGCUGGUGCUGUAAGCUCCUUUUUUAACCAUUUAACACUAAAAGACAUGUCUGUCUGAUCUGGUACUCGCUGAUCUGAAGAACUGAUAAAUUUCCUGACAGAAAUAGUAUUGACUAUUUACAGCUUCAGACUGAACUCUUCUUUUGAUGGUACUUUAUUUCAGCACUACGCCAAAGGUGGACAUUUGUAUGUACCUCGUGUACUUUGAGAACCUUUCAGGAGGUCUUUAAAUGUCAGCGGUUGAUCAGAAAAUAAAAUGAUGAUACACCAAAAAAAGAACGGGAUUAUGUACUUGUCCUGGAGAGCAAAACAGUUUAAAUUACUGCCUGAAACAAUUGGAUAUUCUCCA
Messenger RNA from Strigops habroptila (Kakapo), 6523 nucleotides. RefSeq names its product thioredoxin domain containing 16 (gene TXNDC16). The record is from RefSeq and is a predicted model, not a curated record. The coding region runs from base 639 to 3146 and encodes 835 amino acids. NCBI's taxonomy places the organism in Eukaryota, Metazoa, Chordata, Aves, Psittaciformes, Psittacidae. The transcript has 20 exons.